UGCUUUUUCGAUGGAGAGAGGCAUGGGAGAUACGUUCCAUAAAAGGACAACAUCUGGGACAACACAGAUUCUUUCGUUUUUUGGUCAGCGGGCUGGGAUUCCUGGAAAAAGAAUACGGAAAAAAAUGUGUUUAUAAAGAGUUUUGUUUACGUGCGAGAGCUUCUUAUCGUAUUACAAUGCUGCAGUAAGACAUUGUGAACCCUCUUUAAUGAGAAUAUCACCACAAUGCAACAAGCAUUCGCUGUAAAGUACAGCUAAAAAUGGCUUCCGGCUUUGCAAGAAAGUUGUGUGGACGAAAACAAGACGAAGAACCUCAAGAAGUAGUAGUUCCAUUAAGAUUUGAMGAAGAAAURAGAGCACAGCRARAAGCCAGACUUCAACCAGAAACAAGAGUUCAGCGAGAACAGAAGGAUGAUCUUUUUGAUUCAAUUAAAAGAUGUGACUUAGAGCAUAUAAAGACGCUGAAAACAAAGUUUUCAUUUAAAAAUAUUAAAGAUAAUCAUAAAAGAACACCACUCCAUGUCUUAGCAGACUCGAAACCAGAACAAAAAGGCAAGGAUGGAGUUCUCAAAGAGAUUUUUAUGGUUUUAAAAGAAGCAGGGUGUGAUGUAAAUUGUGUUGAUCAGUAUGGAAAUACACCUGUAAAGUUGGCAGCAGAAAAAGGCUGUAUACCAGUUUUAAAGUGUUUGUUGGAAGAAAAAGCUGAUGUUACUUUACCAGACRAGCAUAAAGGAGAUACUCCAAUUCACUGGUCAGCAAAAAAUGGGAAGUAUGAAGCAACAAACCUAUUGAUUACACAUCAACGUGAUUUCAUUAAUCCUCAAAAUAAAGAUAAGCAGACACCACUUCAUUUAGCGGUUCAAAAUGAACAUACGAAAAUUGUUUAUCUUCUUCUCUUUCGUGGUGCUGACAGAAACCUAAAGGAUAAAAAUGAUUUUACACCUUUACGUAUUGCUGAAAGAGCGAAUAACGAGGAAAUUGUGGAUUUACUGAGAAAAUCUUUAGAAGAGCUUUAUGAGAUGCAGACUAAAGUUGGCCAAGGGGAGCAUGUCGAACCUGACUCAGGCGUAUGUGCAAWGGUAUCUAUACCGUGGACAAGACUACAAGCAGCCAAUGUCACUUAUAAUAUCAACGUUGGUGAAGGUGCAGUGGCUKCUAUUGGUCCAAAUUCCUCUGUGAACUUGAGCCACGAACAAAACUUGUCCCAGCACGCAACUUUGACUUCUCCAUCACAUCUUGGUCCAGGCCAGCAAUUAGUUUCUCCAACAUCAUCACCCUUAACAGCAGGGAGUCCUACCGGCUUUUCUCCUACCGCUGCGAUCCAGCAACCACUCCAUCAUGCAUCAUCAUCCUCAUCAGCAGGGAGCCCUACCGCCUCUUCUCCUGCGACCCAGUAAUCACUCCAUCAUGAAUUAUCACCCUCAACAGCAGCGUGUCCUAACGCCUAUACUACUGUACCUGUGUUUCCAACGGCACSUCUUUCUCCRUUAUCAAUGGACACUCCAUCGCCUUCACCAUCUGCCCCUCCAGAGCCGGAAGACGGUGUAUAGAAAGACAACUAGCAAGUCAUAGAACAUUGCGGGAAGGUUCAAAAUGGAAUUAAUGCUAUCAAGCAACCGUGGUAAGCCCUUGUCACAGUACGGUAGACUAGAGAAAAAUACAUUGUUAUGUUGUUCCCAAACAGGGUGGUAUCAUUUGCGGAUCCAGGGGAGGAUCGGGGAGUGCGGACCCCCCUGUCAUACCUAUGGUUCAAUAGAUCUUUUUACUGAUACGGCGGCCAUCUUGAAUUAUGGGAUGCCGAGGGGACAAAAACGUAGAAAAUUUAUAAAGCAUAGAGUGGCGG
Messenger RNA from Actinia tenebrosa (Australian red waratah sea anemone), 1843 nucleotides. RefSeq lists its product as uncharacterized. Gene Ontology annotation, biological process: cellular response to tumor necrosis factor. Gene Ontology annotation, molecular function: NF-kappaB binding. The record is from RefSeq and is a predicted model, not a curated record. Lineage: Eukaryota; Metazoa; Cnidaria; Anthozoa; Actiniaria; Actiniidae. Gene Ontology annotation, cellular component: cytosol.